Molecule: messenger RNA, 9170 nt
Organism: Rattus norvegicus (Norway rat)
Lineage: Eukaryota; Metazoa; Chordata; Mammalia; Rodentia; Muridae
Gene: Ubash3a
Product: ubiquitin associated and SH3 domain containing, A
Biological process (GO): negative regulation of immune system process
Cellular component (GO): nucleus; cytoplasm
Source: RefSeq, a predicted model, not a curated record
GGAGAGGAGAGGAGAGGAGAGGAGAGGAGAACACAGCCAUGAUAAUAGAGCAUGAGUUCCAGUGUUCUAGCUACACGAGUCUUCAAAUUAAAGCACAAAAGAGAUUCCAAGGGGAUAACCUUGGAAGAGGGAGGCAGGGAGGGGUAGGGAUGCUUCUAAGGGUCUGGAAAGUUCUGGAGCAGCAUUUCCUAACCUGCCUUGCUGAUACUGGGCAAGCCUGCCCUUUUCUGUACAGACAGUCCUGGGUCCUGUGGCCUCUGCGGUUGGCAUCCACUAGUUGCCAAAAUGUCUCCAGACACUGUCAACUGUCCCCUUGCGGGGGUGGGGGGUGCAAAAGUUAAAUGCUGCGGGCUUUGCAUUACUGUUUCAUUGGUCCUGGGGAGAGGAAAUCUACUCUGUGGAAAUUCCUCAUGCUCCAUACAUAGCACUGAAUGUUAAAAGUUCUUCCAAAAAAAAAAAAAAGUCAAUUAAACCUUUUCUUAGAGUUUUCUAAGCAAGCAGGGGCAGUGUAUAGAGUGAACACCCGUGUUUCGUCUGCAGACACAGAGGCUAAGGUCCAGGGUGGCAAGGGUGGGUGCCUGGCAGAACCUACAGAAGAAGCCUGUUCCAGACUCCUCCUUUUGCUCCUCCCUCCCCCACACUCUCAGGUCUUCCUUCUCCCAAACGCACCCAGCAGAUCCCAAUGAUGAACUUCGGGCCAGACCUCAACUGUGGAAGCCGUGAGCAGACGCCUCGUGUACGGCAAGCAGGAAGGCAUGGCUGCCGGGGAGACACAGCUCUAUGCCAAGGUCUCCAACAAGCUCAAGGGCCGCAGCACCUCCUCACUCCUGGACCCCCUCCUGGCUUUGGGCUUCCCCACACAUACCGCGCUCAAAGCACUGGCGGCCACAGGGAUGAAGACAGCAGAGGAGGCCGCAGACUGGCUGCAUGGCCACUGCAGUGACCCUUCUCUGGAUGACCCCAUCCCUCAGGAGUAUGCUCUCUUCCUCUGCCCCACGGGGCCCUUGCUGGAAAAACUCCAAGAGUUCUGGAGAGAGAGCAGACGCCAAUGUGCAAAGAACAAAGCUCAUGAAGUCUUCCCUCAUGUGACACUCUGUGACUUUUUCACGUGUGAAGACCAGAAGGUAGAGUGUUUGUAUGAGGCUCUGAGGCGUGCAGGGGACAGGAUCCUGGGGUCCUUCCCUGCCCUGGUUCCUCUCGUUCUCCAUUCUUCGAUCAGCUACCUCGGCUUCUUCAUCAACGACAGCCCAGCUGACGUCAUCCGGGACUUUGCCAUGGCGUUCGCCACAGAGGCAUCAGCCCUGGCAGACUGUACCAUCAAGCCCUGCACCAAGCAGCUACACCUGACCUUGGCCCAUAAGUUCUACCCUCACCACCAAAGGACCCUGGAGCAGCUGGCCAGAGCCAUCCAGCCCAGCCACACCUGCCAAUGGACAGCUGCCCUGUACUCCCGAGACAUGCGUUUUGUGCACUACCAGACCCUGAAGGCGCUGUUCCAGUACAAACCCCAGAAUGCAGACGAACUAAUGCUCAGUCCUGGUGAUUACAUCUUCGUGGACCCCACUCAGCAAGAAGAGGCCAGCGAGGGCUGGGCCAUUGGGAUCUCACAUCGGACUGGCUGCCGGGGCUUCUUGCCAGAGAACUACACGGAGCGAGCCAAUGAGGCCGACACCUGGGUUAAGCACAGGACAUACACGUUCAGUCUCGCCAUGGACCUGAACUCUAGGAAGGAGUUUGAAGCCAGUAGCAGGAGAAAUGGGGACUCACACACUCCGUCAGUGUCAAGGAGCAUUAGCGACAUACAAGCUUUGCAGGCUACCAUCGCGAGGAGAGGUGUUCUGGUCAUACGCCAUGGUGAGAGGGUGGACCAGGUCUUUGGGAAGUCUUGGCUACACCAGUGCACUACCACUGAUGGAAAAUACUACAGGCCAGACCUGAACUUCCCCCGCAGCCUCCCCAGGAGGAGCAACGGCAUCAAAGACUUUGAAAACGAUCCGCCGUUAUCUUCCUGUGGAAUUUUCCAGGCCAGACUUGCUGGAGAAGCCCUGCUGGACAGUGGCGUCAGAGUCACCGCGGUCUUCGCGUCUCCAGCCCUGCGCUGCGUGCAGACAGCCAAGCACAUCCUGGAAGAGCUCAAACUGGAGAGGAGGCUGAAGAUAAAAGUUGAGCCCGGAAUCUUCGAGUGGAUGAAGUGGGAAGCCGGCAAGGCCACUCUGACCUUCUUGACCUUGGAGGAGCUGAAAGAAGCAGACUUCAAUGUUGACCUCGACUAUAGGCCAGCAUUCCCCUGCUGCUCCCUCUUGCCAGCCGAGAGCUAUGACCAGUACGUGGAGAGGUGUGCCGUGAGCAUGGGGCAGAUCAUCAACACAUGCCCACAGGACAUGGGCAUCACCCUCAUUGUGAGCCAUAGCUCAGCGCUCGACUCCUGCACGAGGCCACUCCUUGGGCUCCCACCCAGAGAAUGUGGGGAUUUUGCCCAACUGGUAAGAAAGAUUCCGUCUCUGGGGAUGUGCUUCUGCGAAGAAAACAAAGAGGACGGAAAGUGGGACCUGGUGAAUCCGCCGGUAAAGACGCUGACACACGGGGCCAACUCGGUCUUUAACUGGAGAAACUGGAUCUCAAGCAACUAAGUCAGCCAAGCUUUGCAGGAAGAGGUGACUGCCCCAUGCCAAGGCAUGAGGGGCUCUGAUUAUGAUCACAAAGGCAUCCUAGCCCCUCGGCUGGUGUGAUUGGGAGAAAGAACAAAACACACUUGAUACUCAGGGGGAAUAGCUACGGCUCAUCCAUGCCAGCUGUGGAUCUACUGUCCUGCUAGCCACUGCAGAGGCCAGAGUAGAGGUUUAGAUUAAGAAACCACAUUGUAACAUGUGGGCUGCGUAGGAGAGAACAGAGGAACUGCCUCACUUCCAGGAACUAACGACUCUCCACACUUGAAGAGGCCACCUGUCUAUUAUGUAUGUUCUUAGGAGGCCUCCUUCUUGCUAUAGCAAUCACUCUAUAUCCAGGGCCACAGCAGCUGAAUAAGGAACAGUGGUCAAUAAAAGAAAUGGCCAGCCUACCAGAUCAAUACCAGGACAGCAGCCGGUACUAGCACUUGACUAGGGGUUCUGUGCUGUUGCCUGGACACAGAGCUGGAGGCAGAGUGAUGCUCAAAAGCGGUGCAAAAUUCCUACUGCGCAUAGACUAAGUGUUUGGUGGCGUUCCUCUGCAGAUUCUAGAGGACUCUUCCCCAGUCAUUUCCAGAAUCCAGAGGCCUCUCUCCUUCCUGGCAUCAUAUUUAUUAUAUUAUAUUCCUGGCGUCUUUUAUAUUAUGAUUCUAUUCAAGUCAAUCAGUUUGGGGAAGUCCUAAGGCACGGUCACAUGGCACCUGCCUUGAGCCUCCUGCCUCAGUCUCACAAAGACGCUAUAACGAAUUGUGCUCCGUAAUCUAGAAUCUUUUCCCAUCUUAAGAUCCUUGACAAACCGAGCCGGCAAAAUCCCUUAGCCACAGGGGUCACCUGUUCAUGGUCCCAGAAGUUAGGAGGUGUCUUUGAAGGUCACCCUCCACCCUACCUCAGCCUCUGUUCUUCCAAACACAUCACGGCUCUUGAUAAGGGUCUAGACAUAAAGAUCUGAGUCUCCUACACACACACUUCCUGUGGGUCAUUGUCUGGCUUCUUCUUUUUGAUCUUCUCAACAAGCAGGGAGGGAUGGGGGCUUUGUGAGUCUUCUUGAUACUCUUUUUUUCUUUCCUCUCCCUGGGGUGACCCUUAAUGUUUCCGAGCUCGUCUGACCCCUGCUGGCGACAUCUGGAAGGACACCUUCCUCUGGACACUGCCCUAGCCCAUCUCACAACCCACAGUCUUUGACCUUUUCACUUGAGUUUUUUAUAAUUGGAUUUUGAUUGACACGUGUCCUAGGCAGAGCUGUGUUCUUUCCUCUCAAGUUCAGUUCUGCAGGGAUCGGAGGUGCAAACAAAGACAAAUGACCCUAUGGGUGGACAGGUCAAAAGCUCAAGGCACUCUCCCACAUACACACCCGCCCCCACCCCAGUUCCCCCGGGGGAAGUCUGGGAAGCAACUUGGGGGUUGGGUCACCUGAAAAACUAUUGAGAGUCACUGCUGUGGGCUGAAUCAGUUCAUCAGUCACACAGAAGUCUUGAUCCCGGCGCUUCAGUAUGAAACAGUAUUUGGAGAUAGAAUCGUUAAAAAAGAAAAAGUGUGUGUGAGACAGAGAAACAGAGACAGACAGACAGACAGAAUAUAUGUAAGCACUCUAUGUGUGCGCAGGCUACAGGAAAUAUGUGGAUGUCAGACAUUACCCAACUUUACAGAGUGUCUUAGCUACAUUUCUAUUUCUGUGACAAAACAGGAUGACCAGAGCAAUUUAGAAAGCAUUUCAUUGGGCAUCCAAUUUCCAGAGGGUUAGAGUCCAAGGGAGUGGGUGUGGCCUUGUUGGAGGAAGUGUGUCACUGUGAAGGUGGGCAAUGAGACCCUCCUCUUAAUCUUAUGGGAGCCAGUCAGUCUUCUAGCUGCUUUUGGAACAAGAGGUGGAUUUCUCAGCUCCUCCAGCACCAUAUCUGCCUGGACACUGCCAUGCUUCCUGCCUUGAUGAUAACGGACUGAACCUCUGAACCUUUAAGCCAGCCCCAGUUAAAUGGUGCCCUUUAUAAGAGUUGCCUUGGUCAUGGUGUCUCUUCACAGCAAUGAAACCCUAAGUAAGACACUUAGGUUCUGGAUAUUGAGGUCAGGUGGCCCGUCUUGAGCACCAAGCAUCUUUACCUUCUGAGCUAUCUUGCUGGCCUGGAGUCAGGAUCUUGGAAAAGGUACCUGAAUUAAAUGAGAUCAUCAGGAUAGGUCCAAUCCAAUCUGACUGUCCUUAUAAGAAAAGGAAGUCAAGACACAUUGUGGUGGUUUGAAUAAAAAUAGCCCUCUUAGACUCAUAUAAUUGAAUGCUUGAUCAUCUGGGAACAGCACUACUUGAGAGGGAUUAGGAGGUGUGGCCUUGUUGGAGUAGGUGUGACCUUGGGGUAUGGGCUUUAGAGUUUCAGAAGCUGAAGCCAAGCCCAGUGGCUUUCUCUCUUUCUGCUGCCUUCAUCCAGAUGUAGAACUCUCCAGCACCAUGCCUGCCUGGCCACCAUGCUUCCCUCCAUGAGGAAAAUGGACUAAACUCUGAAACUGUAAGCAAGUCCCAAUCAAAUGCACUCUUUUUAUUUUAAACGGUUGCCAUGAUCAUGGUGUCCCUUCACGGCAAUAGAACAGUGACUAAGACACACAUACAGAGAGGCAAGCCUGUGGCAAGUCAAGGAGAGAGGUCCCAGGAGGAAGCAGGCUGUGUGACACCUCCAUGGCAGAUUGCCUCUUUAUUAAGCAUGUAGUCCAUGUACAUUGUAUGGCAGUCACGAAGAACUCUACAGUGCAUGCAAGAGCACCAAGACUCUCCCACCCAGGAGCCGGACACUGGGCAGGCUAUGCAGCACCAUAUGAAGUACUGACCACUGGACCUGUCUACACAGCGUGCAUGUUGAAUUAGGCAUCAUAAAUAAUGUGGAAAUGAUCCGCACUGCAUGGAGGAUACAUGCCAGUUGUGUGCCAUGAUGACUCCCUUCUUUGUAAAGGUUUCGUGCAUCCCAAGACCUUGGUUUCUACAAGGAUCUGGGAGCCCAUCCAUGGGGAAUACCAGGGAGUGGUUACAGAGGGUACAGAGCAGACACUGGAGCCAGGGAAACAUGUAGGGCUCCUGACUGGAGCGAAGGUUAUUCUGAGAACAGGAAGUGCUUGUAUCUGACUGCAUGAUCUUCGACCAUCACUAAGAAUAGACGUGUCAACGUCAGAAAACUCCGAUUCAAGCUCAGAGGCACAGAGCCUGGCUUCUCCUACACCUGUUAGUCCUCUGAGCUCCAUCCACUUCCUUGUGUAUGAGAUGGGCGAACAUCAGAAGCUUCUCUGUGGGUUGUUGAGUGGGGAUCAGCCAGACAGGGAUGACGCUGUCUUCUCCAGCUGCAGUAACAGUUCCGUUACUGUUCGCGUGGCAGCUGGAUUAGCCAGACGUUUCCAGAGUGCCUCUCGGCCCUGUGGACAGGUGCGUCAAGUCUGACGUGACUAACCAAAUGCCAGUGUGCAAUAUCAAUUCCCUGGUGAGAGAAGAUGCUAUAACCGCCUGGGACUUGAGAAAAUUGACUAAAAUAGUGUUUUUUCUUCUAUAUCCUGGAAUGCAAGAAAAAUCGUAUUAACAAAAACGUAAAAUAGCAAAUUCGUUGGAGUCAGAAAUUCAGGGUACUUUUUUGAAAAAAGAAAAAAAAUAAGAGACAUCCAGAAAUGGCUCCUGAAAAGACACAGACUCCAAGAAUGGCUUUCAAGGACCCUGGUUUCCUGACAGAAUACGAUGGUAUAUAGAAGUGAAAAUGCCAGGGGUUGGGGAUUUAGCUCAGUGGUAGAACACUUGCCUAGGAAGCGCAAGGCCCUGGGUUCGGUCCCCAGCUCCGAAAAAAAAAAAAAAAAAAAAGAACCAAAAGAAGUGAAAAUGCCCUGAAGAAACCCACUAUUUUGGAGACUGAAAGUUACAAAAAAAAAGAAAAAGUUAAAGUGAGAUCGGGUCCCACAUUUGUGGCGUGGGUCUGUCUUUCUACCACAAGUGACUGGAACAUGGGCGAAUUGCUGCAACAGACAACAGUAAAAGCAAGAUGGCCGCUUCUGAAGGGAAGGGGAGUCCUGUGCUUCCUGCAGCUUCCUCCUGGAGCGUGAGCAGAUGGAACCACCACUUGGGUAAAGGGGGACCCACGAGCUGUCCCCUGGGUUCACCACUAUGGUAAGGCAUAUGGUAGCUCACCCAACGAGCAAUGCAUUCAGUGAGGUAGCAGGCUGUACCUCGGCUCCAUCUACCCACAGGCCCAGGCCACCCAGUGAUGUGAUGAUAAAAAGAAUGUCUGACUUUAAAAGAGCGGUGACCAUGAUGAUGUAUACACAAUGCACAGAACCCCUAAGGCUGGGAAGAAUGGUCCAGAAAGGACAAACUGGAAAGGGUGUCACUUGCUGUUUUUUUUUGAGUGCUGAAGUGCAGAGCUUACUGGAGAAUGGCUUGCCACUCCAGGGAAAUGGGCACAGCCUCCAGGGUGGAGCUGGACCCAGUCUACAGGAAGCAGGUGGGCUGAGUCUGGCCAAGCAAAAUUCAGGUGUGGGACAUUUCUGCAAGGCGUGAAACCUGGGGGUGUGGCAUCCCUCCCCAAAUGGCCACAGCCAGGUGGUUAUCAAUCAGGCCAGGUAGAGUCCCACCACAGGGCUCAACAUUAGCAGGAAGAACCGAAUGUGGCAGCAACCAGACCCAGGGAGAGACACCCCGCCUCCUGAAACACACGUCUCCACUACUAAGGUAGCUUAGCAAUAUGUCACAGAAGAGAAAGGCUGAGGCGUCACUACUGAGACAAUGAGAAUGGCAGGUGAGGAGAUAGAUGAACGCCAAGAAACUGAUGAUUGGGACAAGCUAUUAUCUUAAGGACAAAAUCAUCCGGAAGCAAAGUGUUCUUUAAACCUGUCAAGUGCCCACGGUGCGUGAAUGCAAGGGUGUCCACACACACAUCAACCUAAGACUCAAAUGUUAAGCUGGUCUUCAAAUAACUACAGUCUAGAAAACAAUUGACAACAACCAAGCCUCCAACAGGGUUCAAAGUGAUACAAUGUAGCACCAAGUAUCAAAGCAGCAACACCAGGCAGGCACUUUAGCUCUAGGGCAAAGAAAACCAAUGCGGACUUCUGUCUGCUCCUCCCUGUACUCCACAGGCACACCUCACGCUAUUACAGGUUCAUUCCACCAUAAAGCAAAUGCUGUAAUAAAGUGAACCACACGGAAUCUCUGGUCUCCGGUUGAGCAUAAAAGUUAAGCCACACUGCUCUCUGCUAAGUGUGUGGCAGGCAGAUGUUUUAAAAUCCAAUGUAUAGACCUUCAUUUAAAAUAUUGCUGGGGGGCUGGAGAGAUGGCUCAGUGGUUAAGAGCACCGACUGCUCUUCCUGAGGUCCUGAGUUCAAAUCCCAGCAACCACAUGGUGACUCACAACCAUCUGUAAUGAGAUCUGAUGCCCUCUUCUGGUGUGUCUGAAGGCAGCUACAGUGUACUCAUACAAUAAAAUAAAAUCUUAAAAAAAAAUAAAUUUAUAAAAUAUUGCUGAAAAGGAAAACGGUAACCACCAUCUUAACUAUUGGGAAAAUGGUGUGGGAAGAUUUUAAUGAAUCUGACUGUUGUGAGAUUGCCACAGACUGAGAGGGAAAAAAAAAAAAAGCCAUAAAGAAAAACCCACAUCGAUGUGCUGGGAGCAAGGAUAAAGCAAAGAAAACAAGGUGUGUUCCUCGCUGCAGUUACCUUUCUGUUGCUGUGAGAAAACACUCUAACCCUUGGUGUUUUGGAUUCUGAAAUAUUUGUCCAAAUCCCGUUCUGUUCUCGUUUCUCCGCCCUUGUUCAGAUACUUCGCAUUUUUGGAGCCUCACAGUCCACACCAAUGUCCCCCCACUCUUCUGUGAUCUAGUAAUGUAAGCCCUUACCCUGCCACUCAUGCUGGAAGGUUUGAAUCGGCACCCCUACAGGCUGUGUGUUUGAACGCUUGGCCACAGCUCAUGGUCUGGUAGCUCCGCCUCCAGGAGGGGAAAUGGUAUUGGACUUCCGGGUCACAGCCCAUCCCUGAGGGAAGUCAGGGCUAGACCUGGAGGCAGAAACCUGGAAGAACGCUGCUUGCUGGCUCACUCUUACUCAGCUUUCUGAUACAGCCCAGGAGCAGCUGCCUGUGAUGGUACCAGCGACAGUAGGCUGGACCCCCGUACAUCAGUUAGUAAUCAAGACAGUCUCCUCCCAAGACACGCCCACAGGCCAACCUGAUUGUUGGGGGGUUGAUUUGUGCUUUCAAUUCGCAAGUCUGCUGCAGGUCCCUGCCAACAGUUGGUUUUUGUGAGGGUCAAUGAAGAGCCAGAGGCCAAUGGCUGAGCAGGGGGACAGAGGUGGGACUUUUAGGAUUCCUGGGCAAGAAACGCUGAGGAGAGAAGCGGCAGAACCGUCAACAAGGGGAAGCAGAGAGUUCAAACUUAAGAGCCCGCCACAUAUAAGAAUCCGGUCUGGGUUGGGGAUUUAGCUCAGUGGUAGAGCGCUUGCCUAGCAAGCACAAGGCCCUGGGUUCGGUCCCCAGCUCUGGAAAAAAAAAAAAAAAAGAA